AUGUGUGGAAACCUUCUUGUCAUAAUCUCCAUAAUUUACUUCGAACAGCUCCACACUCCAACAAACUACCUGAUCCUCUCUCUGGCUGUGGCUGACCUGCUCGUUGGGGUUUUAGUUUUACCUUUUAGCAUGAUCCUGACUGUCUGUUCAUGUUGGUAUCCCGAAGAUUUACUCUACAGAUAUUAUGCGGUGUGUCAGCCUCUGAGGUACAAAACUAAAAUAAAUGUCCAUGUUAUUGUGAUCAUGAUCCUGGUGACCUGGACUGUUUCCGCACUGAUUGGAAUUGGAAACACGAUUCGGGGGCUAAACCAAGGGCAACCUAGUAGGUGUUUGUGCUUUCCACAAACAAGCACUUCACUUAUAGGAUCAAUUUUUGCGUUUUACCUCCCGGCUAUUGUAAUGUUCACCAUCUACCUAAAGAUUUUGAUGGUGGCACAGAGACAGGCACGCAGGAUCCAGAGCACAAUCUGUCAGAGCACAAAGUCUGCAGACACUGUCAGUAAGAUGGAGAGAAAGGCCACCAAAACUCUGGCCAUUGUGAUGGGAAUUUUUCUGAUCUGUUGGACUCCUUUCUUUAUUUGUAUUACCUUUUACCUUUUGAGUAAUUAUACUAUACCAGUUCCUGUGGUGGAAAUGUUUAAGUGGCUUGGUUGGUCAAAUUCAAUGCUCAACCCAUUCGUGUAUGCCUUCUUUUACACCUGGUUUCGAUCAUCUUUUAGAAUGAUCAUUUCAGGGAAAAUAUUUCAAGGGGAUUUUACUCAUUCUAAGCUCUUUUGA
Messenger RNA from Anoplopoma fimbria (sablefish), 777 nucleotides. Its product is annotated as trace amine-associated receptor 1-like. The record is from RefSeq and is a predicted model, not a curated record. Gene Ontology annotation, cellular component: membrane. Gene Ontology annotation, biological process: G protein-coupled receptor signaling pathway. The transcript has 2 exons. The coding region runs from base 1 to 777 and encodes 258 amino acids. NCBI's taxonomy places the organism in Eukaryota, Metazoa, Chordata, Actinopteri, Perciformes, Anoplopomatidae. Gene Ontology annotation, molecular function: trace-amine receptor activity.